ACGAACUUCAGUUGGUUGUUUAUUUGAAUUUCAUUGUUUGUCCCUUGUAUUAUUUUGUAUAUUUAUUUUGUUCAACGUAUAAAAAUAUGGCUGUAAUAGACGAUAACUGGAAUUUCCGCAUAGAAAACAUGAGAAAUGACAGCUGUAAAGACUUUGAAUCACGUGUUAAGUGUUUAUGUGACGAAGUUCUGCAGUUAAACGGCUUCAGAGUACAGCAAUAUGAUACCAACAAUAUUUCUCCUAGUAACGACGAAGAAUUAAAAAUUCUCAUUGACAACAAUAAACAACUUCGUAAUGAAAUUGAAAAGAAACACGAGGAGCUCUCCAAACAGAAAAAUCAGUAUGAAAAUUUUAAGCAAGAUCAGAAGCUGCUGUCUCAAGAAGUGAAGGACACCCACGAAGCUUUCCUUAUGGCUAAAAAAUUUUACAAAAAAUACUUGAAAAUGUAUUAUACAACCGAAUUGAAAAAUGGUGAUAAACAGACAAUAUACAUUCAGUUUUUUACUGAAGCUAAAAAAGAGUCUGAAUACUACUCCAUCCGGCUGCACAGAGACUGUAAAACAGAACAUUAUGAAUUGUUUGAAACUACUCCAAAAGUGCCAAUAUUUGAAGAGCUGAAGAAAAGUCUACAGGAAACAAAUGAUGUUGCUGGAAUGCUUUGUAGCAUAAGGCAAGCUUUCAUGAAGAUAAAAAAAAGUAAAAAGUUAUGAAGGUUAACAGACAUCACCUAAGUAAUAAUAAGCUAUUGCAUGACAACUAACAUAACAAUAUAUUUUAGACAAUAGUGCUGAUUUCAGUACACACCAUCUCCGGUACUCAUCAUCUAUAACCAGACAGAAUUACGUAGACAGCAUGCGUCAAGCAGGUUGCAUAUCAGCAAGAUGUCUAUAAUAUUCGCCCGGGUUAUUAUUUCAUUUUAAUCUUAAUAGUUGUUUAUCUGUUGCUUUCCUUUUUGGCAAAUAUGAAAAUGACAGGAUACUAUUUUAAGAGUUGUCUGAAUUGGGGUCAAUAUCAGAAUAGAAUAAUAUUCAUUGCUAAUAAGAAAUAUUUUUAAAUAUACCAAGUGUAGAUUAAUAAGUUUUAAAAUAUUUUAAUGUGGAAAAACUCAGUAUGUAAUAAAAGAAUGAGUAAAAUAUAGAAAUAUUUUUAUUUGUAACCAUUUAAAUACUUUAGAUAUAAAACUAUUAUAUUAACAGAAUACAAUUCCAUAGUGAGGUAUUACACUGGCAAUUGCCACACAACAUACAUCAUAAAACUUAUCAAUCUCAGUUCCCAGAUGUACCUACAAAUUAGACGGACUUUUGAAAUGAGAAACUAGAAGAUGUAGUGUCACAUCUAGCUUGCAUGUGGUUUUACAUGCAUUUCUAUAUUGGAUUAUGUGUAUUUAAAUACAUUCCACUAAAUUUAGUGAUGUGUUUAAGCAAAUAUCAUAAUCCUGAUAUUUUUGUCUGUCCUUGACUUCCUCAUUCAGAAGUGAACCAACAUUGUUUUUUCUAACAUAAAUAAUGUUUAGUCACAAAAUUUGAAUGAACAAAAUCUUACACCCUAAUAUGGACUUAGCCAUCAUAAUAAUAAUUCUAACAAUAAUAGUUGCCAAAGUUGUCAGAUUCUCAACAAUAUUAAAAAAAUAAUUGUAAACAUGUAGUGAUAACUGCAAUAUAAGAGAUAUGUUGUUAUACAUAAAUGUAUUUGUGUUAAGAAACACUUCUUUCAAUCAAAAUGAUUGAGAUACAAUAAAUAAAUCUAUUAACUAAUAA
Molecule: messenger RNA, 1757 nt
Organism: Pectinophora gossypiella (pink bollworm)
Lineage: Eukaryota; Metazoa; Arthropoda; Insecta; Lepidoptera; Gelechiidae
Exons: 3
Coding region: 87-710 (207 amino acids)
Biological process (GO): chromosome segregation
Cellular component (GO): Ndc80 complex
Source: RefSeq, a predicted model, not a curated record